AGGAAAGUAAAAGAUGGGAAUGAUAAAAUGAAUAUCCACAAGUAUUCCCCGUUUACUCUUGUGACAUGGCCAAUCUUCCGGAUGUUAGAGUAUCGUAACAAUUACGCCGUUUUGGUGCAACUUCCGUGCCCAAUAUGACUCAUUAGAAUCGAGUCUAUAGGAGAGGGUAACAUCGUCAAAGCGUUCCUUCUUUUGCGUUCCGUCAUCGCUUUGCAGAAUAGUGGUUUCUCCAUACAAAUGAAGCGGCCAAGCGGUAGUAGCACCGGGGAUGUCCCACUACCAUUGGCGUGGAGGCAUGGAACCGUUGAGAGGCGGACACUGAGAUUCUCCGUGUUCUAGAAUGGUCAGUGUCAUUGUCAAGGCUGUUCUAUUGGUGCACUUUCUUCAACUAAUUGCAGAAGUAGCCUGCCAGUCGCCGUGUUCCGAUUACUUCCAGUAUAUUCAGAAUGACACUAAUAAUGAAACGGUUGGACUUAUCCAGAUACGAUCACCGCCUAAAGGAGUAGCCCUGCAAUUGAGUGUCAAAAUGAGCAUAGCCGCUGCAUUGCCCACGAAAUAUGUUGGACGAUUAGAAUUAAAUCAGCCGGCGGGAAGGACGGUUCAAGCAAUUAUGCAGGGCAAGCCCCUGAGGUACAAAAUCUAUUUUCCUCUUCGUGAACCAAUUCCCUCCUUAACCGGUUUGUGGCUCAACAAUCAACUCCUCUGUUCGGCUCCUCGUGGAAAUGGACCAAUUGUUACCAUCAUCACUCUAAAUCACACGCUGUACCCACCUGGAACGUACCCACUUGUAAAUAGAGAAACCACGAAUAUAGAAACAGUACCGCGUCAACCCAUUUCAACAGUUGCUACAACCACGCCGGUAAAUAAACAGGAAAAUAAUCUGGACUGCGGUCGACCGAGUAACUUGAACAAGGUCAACCCUCUAAUUGCUGGAGGUGUAAAAACAAGACCUGGUCAGUGGCCCUGGGUGGCUGCAAUUUUUGUUUCUAAACGCAAUUUUGGAUUCUAUUGCGGGGGAUCGUUGGUGUCGAACAGGCAUGUUAUAACAGCUGCGCACUGUACCAAAUUCGACAAAGCGGAUUUACAUCCCUCGUCAUUUAUGGUAGCUUUGGGACGCUAUCGACUUCGAGACUGGAAUGAGAAAGAUUCGGUGAAUCGAGAAGUAGCAGAGUACAAAGUUCACCCCAAUUAUAACAUGGAUGACAACGCUGAUUCGGAUCUAGCCGUGUUCAUUCUGAAACAGAGGGUAGAAUACAGUGCAGUGAUAAGACCAAUUUGUCUCUGGUCAGGAUCUUCGGAACUGGAGAACGUUGUUGGUAUGAUUGGCAGUGUAGUAGGUUGGGGUCAGGAUGAGCUGGGAAAUCGUUACGUUCAGGAGCCUCGACUAUCGAAGUCACCUAUCAUAUCUCAGGAGGAUUGCCUCAGGAGUAACGACAACUUUAUAACAGUCACCUCGAACCGAACGUUUUGCGCCGGCUUCAGAGAUGGAACUGGACCUUGUAAUGGCGACAGCGGUAGCGGUUUCGUGAUACACGACAUCAUUACAAAUCGUUAUUACCUUCGAGGGGUCGUUUCGAUGUCCCUAGGGACCUACAAUGAGAUUAUGCCUUGCGAUUUAACGCAAUACGUCGUUUACGUAGACGUCGCGAAAUACAUGAACUGGAUACAAACACAGAUGUCUUACGAUAUCAGACGUUGAACAGUUUGCUUUUAAUAUUUUGAACGAUACCAAAUCAAUCAGCGAAUCGUUUAAUUGCAGAUGUUACAGUGGCUUUACUCUUAUUUUGAUUUCUUAAGGUCGUGUUAUAAAGCAAUGUUGAUUUAUUCGUUGCAUUACGUACCAAUGGAUAA
Molecule: messenger RNA, 1851 nt
Organism: Eufriesea mexicana
Lineage: Eukaryota; Metazoa; Arthropoda; Insecta; Hymenoptera; Apidae
Product: serine protease gd
Exons: 6
Coding region: 341-1699 (452 amino acids)
Biological process (GO): proteolysis
Molecular function (GO): serine-type endopeptidase activity
Source: RefSeq, a predicted model, not a curated record